AUGAGUUUUCGUCUUCCCGUUGCAGAUGUCAUUGAUGAAGAUGGUCUUAGUCAAUCCAGCAGCGAUGAAGAUGAUGAUGAUCAGACGUGGGACGAUUGGGUAUCUGAUUCUGCUCGCCAACCAUGUCGGUCUUUAUUCGAGGAGAAGUCUUUUCCAAGCGUUGAAGAAGCGCUCAAAUACGAUAAUGUUACGUAUGGGUUUGACUUGAACGGGACCUGUGCAAAAUUGUCACUGGACACGCAUGGUCGUAUCAGACUCAUCAACUACAUUCGAAAACAGAAAAUUUCGUCAGCAGAGGUUGCUGUGCUCACCGGAACGGAGUCUUUUUUCGAGUCAGAUGAAUACUUGAUCCCGGCAGUCGAAGACGAUCCGUUAUUACAACUUCAAGCCGAUGACUGGUCUGACUCGGAUGACGAAGGCACCUCGGACCCUAGCCGCCGAAUACUGGCGCUGGAGAAAAAGCUGGCCCGUACGCAGCAAGAGUUCCACGAGUAUCGAACUCUCAUUUCUAAGGAGAUGGACCUCGCCAGUCUGGUCGAGCCUAGCACAUCAGAACCCCAUUCUCGUGACGAUGAUACCCACUACUUUGAAAGCUAUGGUGCUAAUGACAUACACGCAGUCAUGAUUCAAGACCAGGUCCGGACAUCGACGUACGCGCAAUUCAUUCUGACGAAUCCCAGUAUCUUCGAAGACGCCGUAGUUCUUGAUGUCGGUUGCGGAACCGGCAUAUUAUCACUUUUCGCUGCACGUGGGGGUGCCAAACAUGUUUAUGCCGUCGACGCUAGCGAUAUUGCGGAGAAGGCAGAAAAAAUUGUCAAGGUGAAUGGAAUGGAGGAUAUCAUUACCGUCAUUCGCGGCAAGAUUGAGGACCUCACGAUCCCGGAAAAGGUUGAUAUCAUAAUCUCCGAGUGGAUGGGAUACGCCUUGUUGUAUGAAUCGAUGCUUGAUUCUGUUCUAAGCGCUCGUGAUCGUUUCUUACGUCCCGGUGGUAUCAUGGCACCCAGUCAGUGCAAGAUGAUGCUCGGACUGUGCGACGCCAGCGAGGUCCUGAAAGAUCGUGUCACCUUUUGGAACGACGUGUACGGUUUUGAUUUAUCGGCGAUGGCGGAUGAUAUGUACGAUGAAGCUAUCAUCGAUGUCGUUGGCCCAAACACGAUGAUGAGCACGCCGUACACGGUAAAGGACCUUUAUCUCGGAACUAUUUCCCCACGACAGCUCAACUUUUCAUCUACGUUCUUGCUCGUGUCUAGAGCGGAGCGGCGGACUAAAGUAACGGCGUUUGUGCUUUACUUUGACACGUUUUUUACAAAGACUGGGAAGCCCGUUUCCCCGAGUACGCAAGUAAAAGUGGUCAAAGACGACGAAGUUGUCUUGGCGGAGGUAUGGCCGGUCGGUGGGAAGCCUCCGCCGCAGCGGAGGCCAAGCCAAGGGGCAGACAGAGAAAAGGUUACGAGUUUCAGCACCGGACCUCAGAGUAUUCCUACGCACUGGAAACAGACUAUCUUCUUACUGAGGGAGCCUAUCGUUGUGGAAGAAGGUUCCAAGGUUCGAGGAACGUUCUAUUGUCGUAAGAGCGGAAGUAACUCUAGGGAGCUGGAAAUCGAGAUUCACUAUGUGAAACAGGACUCCACUGGUACUGAUGAAUCCAAAGACCUCGUGGUGCAAAUGUAUACCGUACGAUAG
Guyanagaster necrorhizus is the source of this 1683-nucleotide messenger RNA. Its product is annotated as S-adenosyl-L-methionine-dependent methyltransferase. Gene Ontology annotation, molecular function: histone methyltransferase activity; protein-arginine N-methyltransferase activity. The transcript is spliced from 7 exons. Gene Ontology annotation, biological process: peptidyl-arginine methylation, to asymmetrical-dimethyl arginine; chromatin remodeling. The record is from RefSeq and is a predicted model, not a curated record. NCBI's taxonomy places the organism in Eukaryota, Fungi, Basidiomycota, Agaricomycetes, Agaricales, Physalacriaceae. Bases 1 to 1683 code for a protein of 560 amino acids. Gene Ontology annotation, cellular component: nucleus.